GGCACACCUCGUAAUUUGCCUCCGCCUCCCGCAGGCUCCCAGAGGCCCAGAGGUCGCCCGUGGCCGGGGCUCACGGAGCUGGGCGCACAGUCAGGGCGCGCGGGGCGUCGGGGUAGGGGGGGAUGAAGCCGUCCUGGCUGCAGUGUCGCAAAGUUACCGGCGCCGGGGGACUCGGGGGACCCCUGCCCGGGUCCUCUUCGGCCCGGGGAACCAGUGCCGCCCGCAGGGCUUUGGUGGCCCCGGGCCCUAGGGGCGCUCUGGCGGGCCUGGGCUGCCGGGCGCUGUCCUCUGGGGGUGGAGAGUACAAGACCCACUUCGCAGCCUCGGUGGCCGACCCCGAGAGGUUCUGGGGCAAAGCUGCUGAGCAGAUCAGCUGGUACAAGCCCUGGACUAAAACGCUGGAGAACAGACACACGCCGUCCACCAGCUGGUUUGUGGAAGGAAUGCUGAACAUUUGUUACAACGCCAUUGAUCGUCAUAUUGAAAAUGGUAGAGGGGAUAAGAUUGCUAUCAUCUAUGACAGUCCUGUCACAAAUACUAAAAAAACUAUUACUUAUAAGGAAGUCCUGGAGCAGGUCUCUAAACUAGCUGGUGUUUUGGUCAAGUACGGUAUCAAAAAAGGGGACACUGUGGUCAUCUACAUGCCCAUGAUUCCACAAGCAAUGUAUACCAUGCUGGCAUGUGCGAGGAUAGGAGCUAUCCACAGUCUCAUAUUCGGGGGAUUUGCAUCCAAAGAACUAAGCAGUCGCAUUGAUCAUUCAAAGCCCAAGGUGCUUGUAACAGCCUCAUUUGGCAUUGAACCUGGACGGAAAGUAGAAUACAUCCCACUUAUAGAAGAAGCCCUGAGGAUAGGACAUCACAAACCUGACAAAGUUCUCAUUUAUAAUCGUCCGAAUAUGGAGGAGGUUCCUUUGGUUCCAGGUCGCUAUCUUGAUUGGGAAGAAGAAAUGGCAAAAGCCCAAUCCCAUGACUGUGUUCCUGUCCUUUCAGAGCAUCCUUUGUAUAUUCUUUACACAUCUGGAACGACGGGGUUACCUAAGGGUGUGGUCAGGCCCACUGGGGGAUAUGCUGUAAUGCUAAACUGGACAAUGUCUUCCAUAUAUGGACUUAAACCUGGAGAGGUGUGGUGGGCAGCUUCUGAUUUAGGCUGGGUUGUUGGACAUUCUUACAUCUGCUAUGGACCUCUCCUGCAUGGGAACACUACAGUUUUAUAUGAGGGGAAGCCUGUGGGAACACCAGAUGCUGGCGCUUACUUCCGUGUGCUCGCGGAGCAUGGAGUUGCUGCGUUGUUUACAGCACCGACUGCAAUUAGAGCAAUACGUCAACAGGACCCUGGGGCGGCCCUGGGGAAGCAGUACUCUCUGACAAGGUUCAAAACAUUAUUUGUGGCUGGAGAACGAUGUGAUAUAGAAACCCUGGAAUGGUCCAAAAAAGUCUUCAGAGUACCUGUCCUAGACCAUUGGUGGCAAACUGAGACUGGAUCCCCAAUUACAGCAUCAUGUGUUGGAUUAGGUAACUCUAAAACGCCUCCACCAGGCCAAGCAGGAAAAAGUGUUCCCGGAUACAAUGUUAUGAUUCUGGAUGACAACAUGCAAAAACUGAAGGCUCGGUGUUUAGGGAACAUUGUGGUAAAGUUGCCGUUACCACCUGGGGCUUUCUCAGGACUCUGGAAGAAUCAGGAAGCAUUCAAGCAUUUAUAUUUUGAAAAAUUUCCUGGAUACUACGACACUAUGGAUGCUGGUUAUAUGGAUGAAGAAGGCUAUGUGUAUGUUAUGUCUCGAGUUGAUGAUGUCAUAAAUGUUGCAGGUCACAGGAUUUCCGCAGGUGCCAUCGAAGAGUCCAUUCUCUCCCAUGGUACUGUUGAAGACUGCGCUGUGGUGGGCAAGGAAGAUCCUUUGAAAGGUCACGUUCCUCUAGCAAUCUGUGUGUUAAGGAACGAUAUCAAUGCAACAGAGGAACAAGUUUUACAAGAAAUUGUGAUGCAUGUCAGACAGAGCAUUGGCCCUGUUGCUGCUUUUCGAAAUGCAGUGUUUGUUAAACAAUUGCCCAAAACCAGAUCUGGCAAAAUUCCUCGAUCUACUCUAUCUGCCUUAGUCAAUGGCAAGCCAUAUAAGGUAACUCCUACAAUUGAAGACCCCAGCAUUUUUGGACACAUAGAAGAAGCACUUAAAAAAUCAUCUUGAUUUUUGCUCCUAUUAUGAGUUGGUCUGAGUUAAUUUUGUAGUUGAAAUUAAGUUAUUUGAGUUAUUUCCCAGAAAUAAAAAUUUACAUAGAAAUUACUUGCCAAUUGAAAUGUGAAAUGUAAAACAUCAAUGAACCUAAUCUAUUAAAGACUAGUAAAAGAAUCUGUCUGAUUUGACCCAAUUAUAUUGUUUUCAGUUGCCUGUAAUAUGGCAUUAACUGUGUUGUCCAGUUCUAUAAGAAAAAUGUAGCCAUUUUAUGAUUUUUAAAAAUGGUUCCCCAAGAAAUAUCCUGUAACUGAAAGUGGCCCUUAUAAAUAUAUCCUGACAAAAUUUAAAGCACAAUUCAGCAUCAAAAAUAAUUAAAAUUGCUCUUGUAGAAAUUCUUAUUAAUCUUAAAGUUCUUAAUAUUCAUUAGAUGCCUACAUUGUUUUAAGUGAAAUAGAUAAAAUGGAAAUUUUAGGUAACGAUGUAGACAGAUGAAGUUAUUGUCUAGGACAGGAGACCUGUGUGGCCAUAUGCUUCCUGAAGGAAGGCAAGAAGCCAGCAUCACUGCUCUGCCUUCACUCAGACAAGUGAAAUCACAUAUCUGCAGAGAACCUAAAGGUUCCUCAGCCCAAUCUUUUCAUUUUGGGAGAUGAAGUCUCCCAAGAGCCCUGACUCAUGAUUUGGGUUCUUAGAUUGUGUACUUCUUAAUGGUUCUGACUUUGUUAUCCCAUCAAGUAAAUAACACACAAAUGAAAUAGAGCGGCAAGGAAAGCUCUGAAGGAAGAAAGGUCAAGCCUGCAUCCCAGGUCAGUAGGGAAUGGUGAAGACCAGGGAGCACCUGCUCCAUCAAAGGACUGCCCUGCCCAGUCGUGGAAGAAUGUGUAGCCGGAGAAAGGUAGACAGGUCUCCUGCCACGAGAGCCUUGGGUUUCUAAAAGAAGCCAAAAAUCCAUCUUUUUUUGUGAAAGCUACGAUUUUUACAAUAGUGACACAUGUCAGAAUUAUGUCAAAACAUAUUUUCAUAUUUAAACUUCCACAAAUCUAGGAAGCCUUUUUAAUAGAAAUUUAAAGCUUGUCUUUAAUAAGCUUAUGGUAAUGUACUGAAUAACUAGAGUAGAUAUAAGUCGGUAAUGAACUGAUUUAUUUGGAGUUCUACAUGCAUCAAUUAUAAAAGAACACUGAAUCUUUGAAGAUUCUCAAAGUAUUUCUCAAACUUUUAGUAAUUUGGGAACAUUAUUUUCAAGAACACAUUGUCCUAACGUAAUAGUUUGGGUACAGGAAAUUUUAUAUGUGUGUGUGUGUGUGUGUGAGAGAGAGAGAGAGAGAGAGAGAGAGAGAGAGAGAGAGAGAGUGAUAAUACAUGAGAAUUUGCUUGUUUAUGUCAUAGAAAUUACUUACAACCUGUAUAAAAUAUUUUGAAAAUAUUAGCACUUUUUAGAUUAUAGGCUACAAAAUAAGUGGUUUCUCAAAGUAAAUUCCUAUUUGCUUACACUGCCUUUUUGAUUGUUAUACCUGAAAAAAUAUAUUUGUCUUUAAUUAUUUCAAUAGUCUGAAUUAAUCCAACUAAAUAGAUUCUGUAUAAUUUGAAA
This is a messenger RNA of Chinchilla lanigera (long-tailed chinchilla), 3756 nucleotides long. It is a transcript of the gene Acss3, whose product is annotated as acyl-CoA synthetase short-chain family member 3. NCBI's taxonomy places the organism in Eukaryota, Metazoa, Chordata, Mammalia, Rodentia, Chinchillidae. The transcript has 16 exons. Bases 123 to 2183 code for a protein of 686 amino acids. The record is from RefSeq and is a predicted model, not a curated record.